This is a messenger RNA of Hyalella azteca, 1929 nucleotides long. RefSeq names its product major prion protein-like. The transcript is spliced from 7 exons. NCBI's taxonomy places the organism in Eukaryota, Metazoa, Arthropoda, Malacostraca, Amphipoda, Hyalellidae. The coding region runs from base 182 to 1528 and encodes 448 amino acids. The record is from RefSeq and is a predicted model, not a curated record.
UCCGAGCAGAUCGAUUCUCAGCUAAUUUAUAUUGAAUAAAUUUGUUUAAUUAGGAAUUCGUUGAACGUUGAUCCAAUUUAGUUCUGGAUUACGAAGGUGCCAGUAAAAACAGUGUAGCUCUUGUCUUCACCUACGGUGAUUUGACGCAAGGAAACUAUAGUCCGUAUCCCCUCGCCGAGUGAUGGGUCCAGCGUGGGGCUUCUUAGUGGCCGCCGUGCUGCUGCUGGCGGCCACUGCUGAGGCGGGACGCGUAGAGGCAGCGCAGGAGCGAGGCUACAUCGCAGCGACUGGAGGCUCAGGCUACUCGGGAAGCUCUGGCAGCAGCGGCGGCGUGAUAUACGGAAGUGGAGUUGGAAGCAGCUACGGAGGUGGUUACGGAGGUGGAGGAGGUCUAAGCGGUGGAGUUGUUUACGGUGGUGGGGGAUUAAGCGGUGGAGGUGGCUAUGGAGGUGGCUAUGGAGGCGGCGGGCUGGGUGGAAGUCACUCAAGUUACUACAGCGGCGGUGGAGGCGGUGGAGGUGGUGGUGGAAGUGGCGGUAACCCCAUUGUUAUCGUUCAUCAAGCUAAAGCCAGCGGUGGAGGUGGUCAUGGAGGUGGUGGAGGCGGCUAUGGAGGUGGAGGUGGAAGCAGCAAAGCAGCCGCCGCUUGCACCUUGUGCUCCAUACUUGCGCCACUGGCACUACUGGGAUCAUUGGUUCCAAUGAUAGGUUUCGGGGUGGUGACGACGAUGGCCACGACCACAGGGAGGCGGCGCAGGAGCCUCGACGUGAAGUCCUCGCAAGUCCUCAAUAAAAAACUGCAGGACUUCGCUGAGGUGCAGCGCUACAUCGAGGACACCGUGGGCCUCAGCGCCGAGCAACACAUUCAGGACGACUUCAUAAUGCGCUACCUGAGCUGCAGUGGCCUCACGGCGGCCACCAACCGCUGCCUGGAACAUCUGGCCUGCGCCACAGCCGAUGCCACGUACCACAUGGCGCCACACGAGCGCGCCACUGCCACUGUGAUUUUACACACCCUCACAGACAAUCGUCGCCUGCCGGAGGCCCUGAAACUGCGACUGGUGGCGGCGAGUGACAUGGGCACCACAGCACCACGGUCCUGUGGCCGGUGGUACCCAUGCCCUGUGGCGGGGUAUGAGGACAGCCUGCAUGCCCUGCGUAUGUCGUCUGAGAAGCAUGACAUAGUAGGAAAUACGUUUAUAAAGGAAAAGGAAUCAUUCGAUUCGAAACUUGUUGAGGAAACGAACUCAAAUUUCACGAAAAAUAUUUCUGGAAAAAAUGAGUCCGUUGGCAACUUUGAUGCCGGUGAUGUGCCAUCUAUGAAACGUUCUCAAUAUGUUGCCGAUCUAAAGCAUAAACAUUCGAAAUAUUCUUCUCCAAAUCAAUAUGAUAAAUUGUUUUACUCGCAGUACCAUAACAAAAAGUACAAUAAAGAGCUUAGUGUCACGGAUGUUGGUUCCAACGAUGCAUUUUCUCGUGCAGACGGUGCAAUUUAUACGUCAAAUCUACAGUCGCAAAGUCCAAAGUGAUCAUUCUGUAGAUGUAACACUGCCUUUAACACAAUAGAGAAAUAAUAGAAACAGAGAAUAGGCAUAAUUGUUUAUUAAAAUAAUGCCACACAAACAAUAUUGUUGUUCUCUAGCGAUAUAUAUUAGUAAAUUAUGCUUUAAGACUCUCCAUGAAAUGAGAAAAUUUAUGGAUUAGUUAUAAUGACCCUGAUGAUAAAUCUAGCUCCAUGGUGAAAUGAUCAUAAAAAGAUAUUAAAAUACAGAAAAUUAAUUCAUAAUUAUUUCGUACUUCAUGCUAAAACCUGGUGUUUGCAAAAAUUAAAUGCAGAAUCCUGUACAUUUAAUAUACUAUAAUAGUUUAUGAGAAAUAUUAGUAAUCUGUACGUUUAAGUUUGUUCCAUUAAAUCGUUACAAUUUUUCAA